AAUGCUGCACCCAAUGCCGUGGAGUCUUCCAUUCCCACUGCCAUUUCCAUGCCGCCCCUGAGGACAUGAGGACGGGGAGAUGUAUCUCCUGUACAAACACAACAAUGCUGAACAAAUCUACUGAGCCUGAGUUACAACUGAAGUCGCCGACCACACAAACAGCUAUGGCUGUUGAACAUGAAGCAGAAGUAGAUUCAUUUAUUAAUGAGCAGCUCUUCAACAAGGAAGAGUUUGACUCAAUUCUCCGAGAGAGCUCGAUCGAUGGCAUCUUGCAGUGGGCUUUGCAAAACAUUCCCAGGCCCGUGUCUGAGAGCCCUGGCCUUAAUCAUUAAUGGAGGCCUUCUUCUGUGG
Molecule: messenger RNA, 351 nt
Organism: Stegostoma tigrinum
Lineage: Eukaryota; Metazoa; Chordata; Chondrichthyes; Orectolobiformes; Stegostomatidae
Product: autoimmune regulator
Exons: 4
Coding region: 66-332 (88 amino acids)
Source: RefSeq, a predicted model, not a curated record